This is a messenger RNA of Eublepharis macularius, 1969 nucleotides long. RefSeq names its product enolase 1 (gene ENO1). Gene Ontology annotation, biological process: glycolytic process. Gene Ontology annotation, cellular component: phosphopyruvate hydratase complex. The record is from RefSeq and is a predicted model, not a curated record. The transcript has 12 exons. Gene Ontology annotation, molecular function: magnesium ion binding; phosphopyruvate hydratase activity. Lineage: Eukaryota; Metazoa; Chordata; Lepidosauria; Squamata; Eublepharidae. The coding region runs from base 128 to 1432 and encodes 434 amino acids.
UCUCUUCCCCAGUCCUCCCGGAGCGUGAGUCGAGCGUGGGUGCUCAAUUCGCAUUAAUUCCGUUUUUAAAAAAUCAAAGUAUUUUUGCAGGUGCUGUUCCUUCUCCUGUUAAGCUCAGACAAACAAAAUGUCUGUUCUUAAGGUCCACGCUCGUGAAAUCUUCGACUCACGCGGGAAUCCCACCGUUGAGGUAGACCUGUACACCGGCAAAGGUCUCUUCAGGGCUGCAGUUCCCAGCGGUGCUUCCACCGGAAUUUACGAAGCCUUGGAGCUCCGGGACAAUGACAAGACUCGCUUCCUGGGGAAAGGUGUCUCAAAGGCUGUUGAGCACGUCAAUAAAACAAUUGCACCCGCACUGGUUAACAAGAACAUAAGUGUAGUGGAACAAGAGAAGAUUGAUAAGCUGAUGCUGGAGAUGGAUGGGUCAGAGAACAAGUCCAAGUUUGGUGCAAAUGCCAUUCUGGGUGUCUCCUUGGCUGUCUGCAAAGCUGGUGCUGCCGAGAAGGGCGUCCCCUUGUACCGCCACAUCGCUGACUUGGCUGGGAACCAGGAAGUCAUUCUGCCGGUUCCUGCAUUCAACGUCAUCAAUGGGGGCUCCCACGCUGGAAACAAGCUGGCCAUGCAAGAGUUCAUGAUCCUCCCUGUUGGUGCUGAGAACUUCAAGGAGGCCAUGCGCAUCGGCGCCGAGGUGUACCACAACCUGAAGAAUGUCAUCAAGGAGAAGUAUGGGAAAGAUGCCACCAACGUGGGCGAUGAAGGUGGAUUUGCACCCAACAUCUUGGAGAACAAGGAAGCUCUGGAACUGCUAAAGACCGCCAUCAGCAAGGCUGGAUACACUGACAAGAUCGUAAUUGGGAUGGAUGUGGCAGCUUCCGAAUUCUAUCGUGAUGGCAAGUACGACCUGGACUUCAAGUCCCCCGAUGACCCCAGCAGGUACAUCACCCCUGACCAGCUGGCUGACCUCUACAAAGGCUUUGUCAAGAGCUACCCAUUGGUUUCCAUUGAAGACCCCUUUGACCAAGACGACUGGGCUGCUUGGAAGAAAUUUACAGCCACUGUGGGCAUCCAGGUGGUUGGUGAUGACCUGACUGUGACCAACCCCAAGCGAAUUGCCAAAGCGGUGGAAGAGAAAUCUUGCAACUGCCUGCUGCUCAAAGUGAACCAGAUUGGUUCAGUCACAGAGUCUCUCCAGGCCUGCAAGCUCGCCCAAUCCAAUGGUUGGGGUGUGAUGGUGAGCCACCGUUCUGGAGAAACCGAAGACACCUUCAUUGCAGACCUGGUGGUGGGGCUCUGCACUGGACAGAUUAAGACCGGUGCACCUUGCCGAUCUGAACGUUUAGCCAAAUACAACCAGCUCCUGAGGAUUGAAGAGGAACUGGGAAGCAAGGCCCGCUUUGCUGGCAGGAAUUUCAGGAACCCUCGUGUCAACUAAAGCUCUCCGGGCUCAGAUGAGGCACCCCCCCCCCCAGCAGUUGCCGUUGAAAGCACUAGUCACCUAAUUAGAAAUGCCCCCCACCAUUAGACAAGAAGGGCAGCUGAUGGUCAACCAUAUGCAGGUCCUCUCUAGAUGAUGACAACCUGGUAGCUGUCUUAUCCCCCUCCCCUUCAAGUUCCAACUUGUGGCUUUUCAAAGUGCUUGGCUGCCUUUUUUUUGUGGGCAGACCCACUCUUGCCUGCAGCCCACCACCCCUUUGGGGAGGGCUUCAUUUCUCCAUGCUAAAAUCAAGAAGCAGAUAGAGUUUCUCAGAUCUUGUUGUGUCACAGCUUUUUAAAGCUACCACCAUCUUUCCCUCCUUCCUAAGGCUGGGGGGCACACACACACAAGACCUCUCUUUCUCCCUUCUUGCCACCCCUGCCUUCUCCCCAUUUAGUGUGUGAGGCCAUGUAACUUGCAGUGCAGCCUGAGGUACCUGCGAACCCGAAAACUUUAGUUCUCAUGUAAGGUGAAUAAAAAAGAAAGAGAAACCUU